AAAGAAGGGCUAGUGAGCUAUUCUUUUUCCUCUUGGGCUGUAAUUUUUCCUUGUUGCUGGAUAUUGGGCUGAUUUGGUUUGGACAUAUUUAAUUAGUGUGGUGGGCUUGAUUUUCUGACGAAAUUACCAAGAUCUGAAAUUAGUUCUACCAGGUAUCUCGUCUAGUCAUUUGAGAUGGCAGAAGAUGGGAAGUUCCGAAUUGAAAAGUUUGAUGGUACAGAUUUCAGUUGGUGGAAGAUGCAAAUUGAAGAUUUGCAGGUUCAGAAAGAUUUGGACGUGAUUUUGGGUGACAAGGCAGAAAAGAUGUCGGAUGCAGAUUGGGCAGGUUUGGAUCGGAAAGCUAUUUCCGUGAUCCGUCUCUCGUUGACCAAGAAUGUUACGUUCAACAUUCUGAAGGGGAAGACAGCGAAGGGAAUUAUGAAAGCGUUGUCUAACAUGUACGAGAAGCCAUCUGCAGCGAACAAAAUUUUUCUGAUCGGAGAGCUGGUGAACACAAGGAUCAAAGAAGGCACUUUAGUUACCGAGCAUAUCAACAAGUUGAAUUCGAUCUUAGCCAGACUUUUGUCAGUGGACAUUAAGUUCGAUGAUGAAGUUCAAGCUUUACUACUGCUAUCGUCUUUACCUGAUAGUUGGUCCGGAACGGUUACAACAGUUACCGGUUCAGUGGGACCCGAUGGAUUCACAUUUGAUCAUAUUCGAGAUCUCGUUCUUGGCGAGGAUGUCAGAAGAAAGAGUUCAGGGGAGUCAUCUGGUGAAUUGCUUCAUCUUGGUAGAGGCAGAAGAAAUAGCAGAGGUAGUGGGAGCAGGAACAGACAAAGGAGUCAGUCGAAGACUCGUGACAGCUCAGAUGUAACGUGCUGGAAAUGCAAGGAGGUGGGGCAUUUUAGGAAUCAAUGCCCGAAUUAUAAUAAAGUGAACAUUGCUAAAGGCUCUGCGGGUGACGAGGAGGUCACUCUGACUUGCUGUGAGGAAAGUAAUGUGGAUUCCUGAGUCAUGGAUUCUGGUGCUUCAUUUCAUGCUACCCACAGCGGUGAAGCAUUGCAGAAUCUAGUUGUUGGGGACUUUGGAAAAGUACGACUUGCAGACGAUAGAGCUCUUGAUGUGACGGGCAUGGGUGACAUAGUGCUGAAGAUCCCAGUCAGUUUCUGGACUUUGAAGGAUGUCAGAGUGGUUCCAGCCUUGAAGAAAAGUUUGAUUUCUGUUAGGCAGUUGGACGAACAGGGACACGAGGUGAAGUUCGGAAACGGGCAGUGGAAGGUCUUGAAGGGAAAUCUUGUCAUGGCCCGCGGAAGGAAGAGUGAUUCGCUGUACAUGGUCGAGUUACCAUCUGAGGGAGUAACCGUUCCAGUUCAGAAGAGAAACAAAGUCUGGUUCACAGAGUCUCGUGGGCAGAAGAAGGUUGUCUUUGCAAGAGAGGAACCCAAAGCCACAGGUCAGACUCAGGUUGGACGAGCGAGGAAAUGUUCAAGGAGGCCAGUUAGAGGUAUCUGUGGUAGUGGGAGCACAGGUGGUGCUUCAGCCAAGGUUCCUAGAAGACAAUGGGUCCGGAGAACCAGUAUCCCAGCUGUUGGAACAUCUCCAGAAAAUUUCUUGUUGAGUAUGGAGAGUGUUUGUUCUCAGGAUGUUCGAGAAUCCGGCAGUUGUGUGUUUAAUUCCCAACAAGAGAAACGGAAUAAUCGGCGAGAAACGAGAGAAACGGAACACAAACGACACACAAGAAUUUAACGUGGUUCAGUUUCCCUAAUCCACGGCUGCAACAGGAGGAUUUUCUUAUUUCACUUGUGGUGUCUCACGGAAUUACAAGUACGAGGGCUAAUAUAUAGGAGAAAAACCUAGGGUUACAAAACAUGGGUCGGGCCUACAAGUCAAGCCCAAUCCUCCACAAACCCAACAAUUUGAAGAAGGGGGUGAUUGGGAAAGAAAGAACCGGUUGCAGGUCUAUGAAGGACUUUUCUGCAUGUCAACCCGCAACUUUAAAAAAGCAUCUAACCUUUUCCUUGAUUCUAUCUCAACAUUUACAACCUAUGAGCUUUUCCCUUAUGAUACUUUCAUAUUCUAUACUGUUCUCACAAGCAUUAUUACAUUGGAUCGUGUUUCCUUGAAGCAGAAGGAAAAAAUCUGUUUUUUAAAUAUAUUUCCUUUCUUUUUAUGCAUUGAUGAUUUCUUUCUAGUUAAAUUUCCUUUUAUAAUGCUUGCUACUUGCUACAGGUAGUAGAUGCACCAGAGAUCUUGUCUCUCUGAGUUUUUGAACUCAUAUGAUUGUCAAUACAAGGCAUUCUUCUCCGCCUUCUGUAAGUGCAUUUAAUUUUUGUCUGAGGUCUCUCCUUUGAUUUGUGUACAUGUUAAUGUGUUAUUGCCAAUGGAGCUGUAUUAAGGUUA
Molecule: messenger RNA, 2379 nt
Organism: Cuscuta campestris
Lineage: Eukaryota; Viridiplantae; Streptophyta; Magnoliopsida; Solanales; Convolvulaceae
Source: the annotation of a GenBank genome assembly